CAUUCGACAAGCAGUCUCUGCAGGUGAGCUGCACUCAGCCUUCGGGGACACAAGUCUGAACCUGCGCUGAACUUUUGACCACAUUGGGAAGCACACUGUGAACUCCAUCCCGGCAAAUUCCGGCAAACACCGACCCGCGAACGCCGCCCUAGACACGAUCACGUGUCUGCGUUCUCCGCGACCGUGACCGAGGCGACGGCUGGCGACGGAUGUGACUGCAGCUGGAAACCUAUUCACUCUCAACUGAGAUCAGCAUGGGCGACGCCGACUCAGUAAUUGAACUCUCCUCCUCGCCAGAGCCUCCUGCACUGGCAUGGAGGCCACCGACAAGCAAGAACCUCUCGGGGCGUUCUUUCCACUUUGGCGGCGUAUGGGCGGCCAUGUCUAUGGAUCAGGCAAAAGAGUUAUGUCGUGCCAACGGCGGAACUAUAUCGGUGCCGCCCGGGAAACCAUCCUAUGUCGUCGUCGGGGCGCGCAGCCCGCCUAGCACGUUCGAAAACGCAAAGAGGAUGGGCAAGCAAGUGCUGACGGAGACCCAGUUCAUAGCCAUGGCUCUUCGGGAACCCCUGGGAACAAGUCAAUCUUCUGCGCAGGCAGGUGAGAAACGCCCCGCAGAGGCAGAGGCAGGGCCUUCAAAGUCAGCGAAGAAACGCAAGUCCGAUGUUGGUUACCCUGCCGCGCCCGACUUUCCUCGCAUCUGCAAUUUCUUGUAUGGCGGGGAGAUUCGUCUGGAAAAGAAGAAAUUGUCUGCAUAUGACUGUGGUGGGGGUGUCUUCCAGCAAAAACGCGGAAAGAAUCCGGUAGACCUACUCCAAAAGUUCGAAGACUGGCUGCCGGAGGACGGAGGGGAGUACCACCACAAGAUAGUCUCUUUCUACUGAACCAUAAACGUCUCAAACCUUGCGGCAGAGAGAGUGGACAUGCUUCAGCUCAAGCGAUAUAUGUAACGGUCUUGAUUAACACCCGUCCACUGUUGAUUGUUCGUACGUAUCUAUCAAGCAGACUUAUUCACCCAGAUGGGAGG
Fomitopsis serialis is the source of this 1024-nucleotide messenger RNA. RefSeq lists its product as uncharacterized. Bases 255 to 881 code for a protein of 208 amino acids. Lineage: Eukaryota; Fungi; Basidiomycota; Agaricomycetes; Polyporales; Fomitopsidaceae. The transcript is spliced from 4 exons. The record is from RefSeq and is a predicted model, not a curated record.